Molecule: messenger RNA, 598 nt
Organism: Camelina sativa (false flax)
Lineage: Eukaryota; Viridiplantae; Streptophyta; Magnoliopsida; Brassicales; Brassicaceae
Source: RefSeq, a predicted model, not a curated record
UUUACCCGGAAAUCAAACACUCGGAAAUUUCCAUAUGACAACCACACGAUCUGUAUAGUCUCCCGAUAAGAAAACUAGAAAAAUUGUUUCAAGAGAAAAAAAAAUCCUAAGAAAAAAAAUUGACCUAUAAAUAACUCCAUUAACACAAUCAUCUAAGUAAACCACGAAAGAAAACAAAAAUCAGAGAUAUUAAUAAACCAAAACGGUUUUGGCAAAACCCUACAAUGGUUGCAAAGCUUAUAGUUCUAUGCUGCUUGCUAACGUACACCUUUGUCAUGGCGGCAGCAUCAAUGGAAGCUGAGCCUCCGGAAACAAGGAAACUCGGAAGGCACAACUGGCCAGGAGCGGAGGUAGAAGCACCGGAGGUUUCACAUUUGGUAGAGACUGUACGGCGGGGCCACCACCAUUCCACGGUGGAUAGAUCGGUCGCCGGCGGUGGAGUUAUUCUCGGAGGCUUAGCAACUACGUUUCUUGUAGCAGUGUUUUGCUAUAUAAGGGCAACGAGGAAACACAAACCCAAUUAUGAUGAGGAGACUGAGACCCCUAAGGUUUUAGUUUAGUUUUUUCUUUCUUUUUUUGUAAAGAUGGUUUUUUUCUU